Brassica rapa (field mustard) is the source of this 2186-nucleotide messenger RNA. Its product is annotated as bidirectional sugar transporter SWEET16. Gene Ontology annotation, cellular component: membrane. Gene Ontology annotation, molecular function: sugar transmembrane transporter activity. Gene Ontology annotation, biological process: carbohydrate transport. The record is from RefSeq and is a predicted model, not a curated record. NCBI's taxonomy places the organism in Eukaryota, Viridiplantae, Streptophyta, Magnoliopsida, Brassicales, Brassicaceae.
GAAAGAAACAUUAAGAAAAAAAAUGUUUCAACUUCCAAAAAAAAAUUGAUACUUCACUGGUGGUAAAUACUUAUACAGUGUUCACAUCAAGGUGCACAUGUAUAUGUAUGUAAAAGUAUAUAAAAAUAAAUGAUAAAUAUAUAAAUAUAUUGUUAAUUAGUAUUAAAUAACAUUUUUGUUCUAAAUAAUACAUGAAAGAUAAAAUUAAAAUUAAUUAAAAAUUAAAAAGGCUUUGACUCUGAUAUCCGAAAUAAUUUAGAAUUUUAAAGAAUAUCUGAUUUGAUCCGUAAAUAAAAUAAAAUUUAAAAAAUAAUUGAAAAUUUUAAUAAUAACAUUUUAUUACAAAAAUAAAAUAUUAUUUAACUUUUUAAAUUUUAAUACCUAAUAUAAUAAAUUUAAUCCAUAAAAAUAUUGUAAAACUUAUAUAAACUAUAAUAUAUAUAACAUAUAUAUAUAUAUAUAAUUCUGUACAUAUAUGUAUAUAUAUACAUAUAACAGAUCAAAUUUGAUAUCCGUUUCUAAAAAUAUUGGUAUUUGUGAUUUGUUUUUUUUUUAAUUGUAUUUUAGUAGUUGAUUUGCUUCGUAUAGUUACGAUGUCCAUAUUUUUUUGUUCAAAUCAAAACGGAUAACGAAUUGAAUCAAAACUUAUAAAUAUUUUGCCCAACUUUAUCCGUAAACAAUAAAAAUAAUAUAUAUAUAUAUAUAUAUAGUUUAGUUUUUGAUUCGUUAUUUGUUUUGAUUCGAACCGAAAAAUCCAAAGUUUUAUUUGAACCAUGCACAUAAGUUUUAUAUUAAAAAAAAUAAAAAAGUAUAUAGUGUGAACACAUUUAUGAAUAUAGUGUGAACGCGUUAACAUAUUUAUUAUCAAAUCAUUGUGAGGCUGCCACGUGUAUAUUAUAGUGUGAAUGCAUUUAUUACAAUGCUUCUCCUUUAAUAUAUAAGGGAUUUGUAUUAGUUUUACACUAAAUUAGAUUUACACAUCCAUUCAAAUCUUUAGUAAAUCAGUUAUUUCAAUAACAACAAGGGUAUAAAAAGAUUAUAAUAGGAGGAAAGGAACUAUUCAACCUGAAAAGGAGAUUAGUGUAGAAUAUGGUAUGCACGAUACUAAUCAAAUAUUCACGAGAUACAUGAGCCCUUUUAUUUUAACAUUAGCGUCCUGUCAUGUACUCGUUUUGCUGUCUGAAAGAGAAUUUAUAUAUUUAUUAAUACUUGACCAUAAAUUCACAUAUAUGUGUAUAAAUAUCCAUUUUGUGGAUAGUAAACACAAAGUUGCCUCUUCUAAUCCUCUUUGACCACUAUUUCUUUCUCUGUCUUCCUCAAAAACUCAUCCCCAGAGAUAUGGCAGAACUAAGUUUUUAUGUCGGAGUCAUAGGAAAUGUAAUAUCAGUGCUUGUCUUCCUCUCUCCUGUUGAGGCGUUUUGGAAGAUAGUGAAACGGAGAUCGACGGAGGAGUAUGAGUGUUUGCCGUACAUUUGCACGUUGUUGGGUUCGUCGUUAUGGACAUAUUAUGGAAUAGUGACACCUGGAGAAUACUUGGUUUCGACGGUCAAUGGAUUUGGAGUUCUUGCUGAAUCCAUCUAUGUUCUCAUUUUCCUCUUCUUUGUCCCAAAACCUAGAUUCUUGAAAACAAUUACUUUGGUUCUAGCUCUGAACAUUCUUUUCCCAGUUAUAGCAAUUGUGGGAACAAGAACUGCGUUUGGAGAUGCAAAAACGCGUUCUAACUCAAUGGGUUUCAUUUGUGCUACUCUCAACAUUAUCAUGUAUGGUUCUCCUCUUUCCGCUAUUAAAACAGUUGUGACAACGAAGAGCGUGAAGUACAUGCCGUUUUGGCUAUCGUUUUUCCUCUUCCUAAACGGCGCGAUUUGGGGUGUUUACGCUUUACUCGUACACGAUGUUUUUCUACUAGUGCCAAACGGAAUGGGCUUCUUCCUUGGGACAAUGCAACUCCUAAUUUAUGCGUUUUACAGAAAUGCCAAACCAAACGUAAAAGAUGAAGAGGAAGCCCUCGCUCCAAGUCAACCUCUCCUUUCUUAAACAUAAUUUGUAUGAAUGAAUAAAAAAUCUAUGUAUUUUUUUCUUUUGGCGAGUAUUCAUUGAUAGUAUCUAAUUUGUUUUUACAUAUCCGAGCGUGAGUACAUGUGUGACAUUGAAGGAUUUGAUUAUAAAUAUGUUUUUUUGGAAGAUUA